AUGUCUUCCACCAAGCGAACAGUCAUCGAAAUAUCCUCUGGCAGUGACGACGACAACCCUCUCGUCACGCGUCGCAAGAUCCGCCGACGAUCCAAGAUACUAGAGCCACAGCGGCACGAAACAGACACAGAGGCCACCCAAGGUCAGCCGACAUUUGCAGAGUUUCUCUCCCGAACACUGCCAAGCAGGCUGAUCUCGGGUGAUGUCGCAAAAUACAUCCAGCGAGAGUCCAACGUUCGUCUAGAGACUGCAAGGCGAGAAGGGAUCACUCUGGAUACCGUUUUCAUCGACCGGUUGAUGGAUGUGGAAGUUUCGAGUACGCUGGGUGAUGUUCUUCGGAAAGAUCUCAUCGAAAAGGGGAACAGGAAACUCGAAGAAGCUCGUCAACUCGGACUGGGUAUCGAGGAUAUCACGAUUGGGAAAGGGCUUCUAGCGACAUGGAAUGGCCUGGCGUCUACCCAAGAGACGGCUUAUGGGCUGGAAACCCCUCCGGAAGAAACACGAGCUCAACCGAUAUACGAUGACGCGGGACCAUCGAGCAUCGGAACCGCUGUUCAAGAUUCAUCAGUCAUCGGUCAAGCAGAAACACCGGAGUCCGAGAUCAUCACGAUAUCCUCGGCAAGUGAGGCUCCGAAUUCGCCCGAAAUCGUGUACGACUCCUCCAGCACAUACGACAGCUGCUCUGACUUUAGCAGCAGCAGCGGCGGCAACAGUAGCAGCACUGAAGACGACGAGGAAAUUGACGACAUCAUCCACAUGAACAAUGUUGUUAGUACCCAACCGGAAUACUCGGAGAGCGAUGACGAAGCUCCGCACAUCCUUCACGACGUUGAGGUUGUGGGCGGCUUUGAGGGCCACCCGGAUGUCGAUUUAGAAGUUUACUUGGUGGAGGACGACGAAGAAGUAGAGGGUCUUCCGGAACUUGAGCUGGCGAUUGAUGGAGAUGCGUUUAUACAUUAUUUUGGUGAUGAUGAUCUUAUGGAGGUUGAGAUUCCUGGGAUGGAUCUACAAUGCUCGCUUGUUGUUCCUCCUGACUACAGUGAUGAAGGGGACUAUAAUACGCAAGGUAGACCACCCUUGGAAGAAAUUGAAGGCGACACCGACGAUCAAGUUAUGGAUGAGGAUGAAGAUGAUGACGAGGGUGGAGGGCAAAAUUCGAUCAUUCAAAUCACUGAGGAUGGUUUUACUUGGUGA
This is a messenger RNA of Trichoderma breve, 1194 nucleotides long. RefSeq lists its product as uncharacterized. Bases 1 to 1194 code for a protein of 397 amino acids. The record is from RefSeq and is a predicted model, not a curated record. The transcript is spliced from 3 exons. NCBI's taxonomy places the organism in Eukaryota, Fungi, Ascomycota, Sordariomycetes, Hypocreales, Hypocreaceae.